CACUGAUGGGUGACAUUGAAAGGCAGCUCAGAUGGGCACUGAUAUGUGGCAUUGAUGUGCACUGGUAUGCACUGAUAUGUGGCAUUGAUGUGGCACUGAUGGGCAGUGGCAUGUGGCACUGAUGAGCACUGACUGCUGGUACUGAUGGACACUGACAGGUGGCACUUCUGGGGCCACACUGAUCAUCAGGGCACACUGAUCAUCAGUGCCCUGAUGAUCACUGUCAGCGUGACAGCUCGAGAGGAAAGAAAUGCCGAUAACCGGCAUUUCCGUGUUUACAUGUGAUCAGCUGUGAUUGGC
Messenger RNA from Staurois parvus, 300 nucleotides. The record is from the annotation of a GenBank genome assembly. NCBI's taxonomy places the organism in Eukaryota, Metazoa, Chordata, Amphibia, Anura, Ranidae.